GAAGGAGCAGAGCAGCCGGCAGAAACCCAAACGUGCGCGCGGACUGACUCAAUUCAUCAACCUGACAGCUCGGAUGUUGAUGUUUAUUUAAUCGACGGAUAGGUAGACGGUCCGUGUCGAGCGGUGUGACCCUGCGUUUAGCUCGUGGGUGAGUUGUGGCGCCUCUGCCCAAAAAAAAGAAAAAGAAACGCUCAAGUGCUGCCUCGACGACGCCAAAAAUUUUACGGCUCACGUCGCGACUCAACCAAGGACAGCUGGCCAGCGUCCGCUCAGCUGUCCUCGACCAGAAUCAGCGGCUCGUCGAGCACAUCCUUUUGGGCGCGGUGGCAUAUUUGCCUUUUCUCGUUGACUCUUCACAGCAGCAGCAGCCUCAGCGACUCAAACCGCAGUCAUGAUUUCGCCCCAGCCUGCAGGCGGGCAAUGGUAUGCCGUCCGGUCGUCAGACCUGCCUGACAUGAUAACCUAUGAAUUUUACGAGACCAUCGACCAGCCUCGUGGCUGCGGCUUCCACAUUCGGCGCCUUCUGCACAGUGAAGGCGACAACAAUCAGAAUGAGGAAGAACAGGACACGCCAUCCAAACAGCGCAACAACCUCAUCGAGCACGCCCUCAUGACAACCAACACAGAGAGUACUCUGCCGACCCUGGACACCAUUGCAGAGCAUCAGAGUGGCGUGACCAGCGUCGCUGUUCAGCAAGACAGCCCCAAGUUAAAGGGUCCGACCGCUGCAUUUUGCAAGUUUCGUUUCACCACCGCCAGCGACUUUCUCACCCCAGAUGGCCCGUUGCGCCGCUUUAUGUACCGCGACACAUCAGACAGCUGUCACAACAACAAUCAGCUUUUGGGUGGGUGGCGCAUGCUCAAUGACCUGACCAAUAGACUGCGCUCGCUGCGCAAUAGCGCCUUUCUGGAGGUGCGGCCAGCCACCGAGGAGGAGCUGCGCACCCGCAUUGCACACGAGCAGCACAUGGCCGCUCAGGCCCAACCGGCGCCCAGCAUUCGGCGACGCUCCGUGGCCCUGGGUAAUCUGGAUACGCUGGCCCAGGCCCAUCGCCAGGCCCACGCCAACAUUCGCCGGCGUCGGCGUACAGACUACACCCAUGCCGUCAGCCAAGCCCUAGGUUUUUACUGCAAAAGCCUUGAAGUGGCAUCCUGGUCCUCCUUUUCUUCUGACUGGUACCCCGACUUUCCCAUGCCCCACUCGGCGCGCGGUCGCUGGGGCUUUGUGCAGCACAUGAUGGAGUUGCGUCACACAGCUCAUUCCCAAGCCCCAGCAGCUGGCCAGUCCACCUCGAGGCGACCCACCUCGGUAACUGAAGGGCACGAGGCUCAGGCCGGCCGUCCCAGCACAGCCCCGCCCACCAUGCCAAUGCGUAGACACAGCAGCGUAGAGAUGGGCUUCACCAAGCGCACCGACGUGCCGCCCAUGGCACAAUCCACCAUGUCCAACCCCACCGGCUCCAUUAUGACCACCGCUUGCGCAUCCGACCCCGCGCUCGAUGUUGGCCUGGCACUCGAAGCUGAGUUUGAGUUUGACCACACGGUGGACGCAGUCAUCAUGCUGUGGGAGGCCCUCAGUCCCUACUCUGAGGGCAUGCUCCUUGACAUCGCUGACGACACCGAGAAGUCAGAUGAGCCACGCUCAAUGCGCGAAACCAUCAUCGAGGACCUCAUUGAAAUAUGCCCCGCCGCCACGAACGAAGCGGUUGCCACUGACAUUCGUCGCAUUGACCAGUCAUGGGUCUCCGUUGAAGGUGCGGGCUCGCCCACACAAGCGGCACGCUAG
Monosiga brevicollis MX1 is the source of this 1786-nucleotide messenger RNA. RefSeq lists its product as uncharacterized. Bases 392 to 1786 code for a protein of 464 amino acids. Lineage: Eukaryota; Choanoflagellata; Craspedida; Salpingoecidae. The transcript is spliced from 3 exons. The record is from RefSeq and is a predicted model, not a curated record.